Messenger RNA from Alligator mississippiensis (American alligator), 6698 nucleotides. RefSeq names its product coiled-coil domain containing 136 (gene CCDC136). NCBI's taxonomy places the organism in Eukaryota, Metazoa, Chordata, Crocodylia, Alligatoridae. The record is from RefSeq and is a predicted model, not a curated record. Gene Ontology annotation, biological process: acrosome assembly; single fertilization. Gene Ontology annotation, cellular component: acrosomal membrane. The transcript is spliced from 6 exons. The coding region runs from base 4916 to 5908 and encodes 330 amino acids.
UGUGGGGCAUCCGCAGCUUGAACGUGGCACCCAGCCCUGUCCCCGCACCCCCAGCAGGUGAGAGAAGAGCUGGAGCAGGUGCAGAGACGGGCAGUGAGGAUGAGGAGCGCUGGAGCGGCUUUCCUAGGAAGACAGACUAAAGAGGCCAGGUUCGACCAGUUCAGAAAAGAGACGCUAGAGGGGGACAGGAGAUGGGUUUACAACACGCUUAAUGUCAAAGAGAAAGUCCCUGGGGAUUGAUCAUUGCCUGUCUCUCCCCGGACAAGGACGAGGGGUCACAGCAUGGACCGAACAGCCGGCAGCUGAACACAAACACCAGGCCGCUCUUUUCCCCCCACGUGGCUUUGAAGUGGGGGCUCGUGGCCACCAGCUGCGGUGGGAGCGGAGAGCUCGGCCAGAUCCACCCAGGGCCUGGACACGGGCUUGGAGGAAAGGGGCACGGGGAGCUCUGGAGCAGGGAGCGAGGGGCACGGCCUCUGCAUCAGACCAGCCUGGACCUUAAGGGCUGCAGGGGAGAGAGGAGCAGGGGGGAAAACCCUGCUCGGACCCCGUCAUCUCCCGUCCAGCUCCGCUCUCUGCCCAGUGACACCAGAGACUGGGCAUGCCGGACUUGGGUCUGACUCAGCCCACGGCAGCCCUUAUGGUAUCAACAGCUGCUCGGAGCCUUUUGGAACAAAACUAUAAAUUCUUAUAUGAAUAUCAACAACGACAAUAAUUACAACAAAACAAAUUGCGUAUGGCAUCCGUUCAUCAGCAAGUGACACUGGAUCUUGCAGCGAUUCUGCUGCCUGGCGGUGCAUUUUCUCUUGUGAAUGAUUUUAGACUCGCAGGUCCUGCCACAGUGGUCACAGGGGUACAUGGCAUUGGGGGCGGGCUACUGUGCUGAUGGGCUGUUUUCCUUGGCCACGUUUCUGGUGUCAAUUGUAGUGAUCGUUUCUCAUCAGGAUGUUGGACUCCAUGAUUGAGAAGGGAGCACCACUUUGCCCUGUCUCCUGCUAGCACCUCCCAAAGGUUUGGGUCGAUUCCAGAAGCCUUCUUGUCAUGCUUGGUGAUGUCUCUGAAGUGCAAUUUUGGGCACCCUACUCUUCUCUCCACACCUGCCAUUUGCCCAUACAGGAUGUCUUUUGGGAUGUGUUCAUCUUCCAUCCUGCAGAGAUGGCCAAGCCAGCGUAGGUGCCACUGUUUUCAGUUGUGCAGUGGUGGUUGGCUUUGGCGAUGACCCCUGUAUUGGUGAUUGUGUCUUGCCACGUGAUGUCAAGCAUGCACUGUAAGUGUAGGCUUUUCACCUGCUUUUCUUGACAUGCAUCUGUUGACCAUGUCUCACUGCGAUGCAUAAGGACACUGAGGGUGCAGGCUUUGUACACAAGCAGCUUAGUUUUGAUUGUGAGUUUUGUGUUGUUCCAGGCUCGUUUGGAGAGCUUCCUGGACGUGGUAGCUGCCUUUCCAACACUGACAUUUAGCUCUUCCUCCAGCAAUAGGUCAUCGCUCCCUGUAGAUCCAAGGUAGCCAGACUUGUUCGCUGUCUCACGAGGUGCGUUGUCAAGGCUGAUAGAUGGUGACCAGCAAACACCACGUCUUCUUGAAGCUGAUGGUCAGGGCAGACAUCCUGCAAGCACGGGAGAGGCGAUACAUGAGUAUUUGUAGUUGGCCUUCUUUAUGGGCAGUGAGAGCAUCCUUGUCAGCACAAAGGAGCUCUCUAUUGAGUAUGUGCUUCACUUUGUCUGGGCCUUUAGACGUUAUAGAUGGUAGAGUUUGCUGUCUGAUCUUACAUGAAGGUGUGUGCCUUCCUCCAAGCCAUCAAACGUGCAGUGCAGCAGCAUAGAAAAGAAGACCCCGAAGGGGGUGGGCACCUGAACCCAGCCCUGUUUCACUUCACUCUUCCUCUGAAACCUCCCAGAGGUUGCUCCUCAACCUGAACUGUGGCCUGUGUGUUUUCAUGGAAGGAGUGUAUCGUGCUGAGUGACGCUGGGGGUCAUGCAGUCUUUACCAGGACCGUGAACAAGCCUGCUCUGCUGGCAGUAUCGGGGGCUUUCAUCAGGUGGACAUGUGCUAUGCACAGUGGUUUAUUUUGUUCUCUGCAUUUUUCUUGCAGUUGGUAUAAAGAGGGUAUCAUGUCCACUGAUGAUCUCCCUGCUCUGAAUCCACUUCUGUACCAUUGCCCUGGCAUGCUUCAGAUUCGCCUUUGCAAGUGGCAAAAAUGGAGCGUCCUCUCCAUUCAGUUUUGGCUGCAAUGGCCCGGGCAGUUGGUACGGAGACGCUUGAGUUGCCCAUAUAUCAAUGUUCCCCUCUCGGCCUCGCUGAUUGAUCCUGAAGGAAAGGCAGAAGCCAGUAAAUUUGGAGCCAGCUUGGCUGCUGUGCAAAGGAAAUCUUCAAUCCAUUUGCCUUUCGGGGGCUGCACUCCCAGACCGGUUGCCAACCAAGGCUGGAGAGCCCAGUCCACCCUGCCAUGGCAUCCGCCUUUCUGCUGGGGUCUGGCUGCAUUUCAGGCAGGCUGUGUUUUUGGCUUCAACAAGUGGUAGCAUCUCUUCCGAGCAUGCCUCAAACCCGUCUUUGUUUGAUAAUCUCUUUUCCGCAAAUAUCUCUGUGGCUGUUUCCUGGAUGAUUGCACUUAUUCCACUCCAAGUUCCUUCCGCAUCUACAGUUGCUGCUUUCAUAGACAGAGCUAGCUCAAAGGUCCUUUGAAAGUCGAGGCACUUGCUUUGGACCUUUGUGCUGCAUGUGUUAAUUCUUGGCUGACUUUUACGCUUGGCUCUACGCAGCUUCUUUGGUGUCGCUUUCACGUUGCUGACAGUCAGAAAGUGGUCUGUGUCACAGUCUGCACCGUGAUACUUGUGGGUGUGUAGCACGCUGGGCAGGUCUUUCCUCCUGGUGGUCACGAGGUCGAAUGGAUGCCAGUGGCCAGAUCGUGGGUGUCUCCGUGAUCCUUUUUGACAUUCUUAGCUUGCAAACUAGGUGUUAGUGAUACAUGGAUGGUUUAAGGUGCAGAGUUACAGAAGACAUUGGCCAUUUUCAUUCAUUUCCCCCAUGCUGUGAUGUCCCAGGCAGGGUGGCCAAGGGUCGUGACCUGCGCCUACUCGAGCACUGAAGUCCCCUACGACGAGAAGCCUCUCGUUUGACCAUAGGUGCUCAAUGACUUGGGACAGGGCAUCGCAGAAGUCAUCUUUAUCACCUGAGCUUGCCUGUAACAUUGGUGCACAGGUGCUAAUGAUGUUACCACAGUCGUCAGUUGACUGUAGUCGGAGUGAGAUGAUGCGAUCUGAUGGUUAAGUGUGGGGUCUCGAUGGCUUUGACCAGCCUGUUGCAGAUUGUGAAUCCGACCCCGCGUAGGCAAGUAUCUUCUGCAGCCCUGCCUUCCCCGAAAGAGGCAUAGCUGGCCUCACGAAUGGAGCCUGAGUUGGCCAGUCUUGUCUCCUGAAAGGCUGCAAUAGCAAUGUUAAGUUUUUGCAGCUCUCAGUCCAUCAGUGAGGUCUUCCAGACACUGUCCCUCAUGAUAAAUUGUCCUCCGUGCCAGGACACAUGGACCUGACAUUCCCGCUUCCCAGCCGGAAAGUUUUAAGGUUUCUUGUUUUGUUGCCUGGUACUUGAUUUGCUGUCUGUUUUUUGACUUUUGGUCUAGCCCCGUGCACCAAACGAGGCAGGCAGACCGCGUGGUGGGUCAGUACUUUACUGGCCUUUCAGUGGCAAUUCCUCCACCAAGGGUAAGGACUAGUACCCCGCUCUAGGUCGCUCCUCCACCCAAACCCAUUGGCAUCAUAGAGGCUGCUUGGCUAUUUCCUGCUGCUCUGCUCAUGGCAUUGACAGCUGCAGGUAGCUCCGUCUGCUGCGAUAACGGUAGCAGACCUGGCCUGGUCUGACCUGACCACAGUAAUGAUUAUGAUAGUAGUAUUACUGCUAUUACGGAUUUCAUCAUCUUAAUGUUAUCAUUACUAUUAAUAAUAUCAAUAUUAUCUAUGAUUAAUAUUGUGUUAUUAAUGUAUAAAUGAUAAAGGUAUAGAUUUAUAAUUGUAAACUAUCAUUCUAUAGAUUUGUAAUCUGUAGGUUUAUAAUUUAUACAUUUAUAAAUUUUAUAAAUCUACAGAUUUAUCACUUAGACAUUUAUUUAUAUUAAUAGUAUUAAUCUUAGUAACAACAGCAACAAUGAUUAGAGUAAUAAUCAUGCUGAUGCUGUUUUCUUGUUAACCUCCAAGGCCUUUCCCGCUCUGCCUGCUAAUAUUGUAGUGAGAGGGCUAGCGUGCGUGUGCAUGUUUGUGUGAAUGUGUGUGUGUGUCUCUUUGUGAAUGUGCACAUAUGCCUGUGUGCAUGUGCCUGUGUAUGUGUGUGCCCAUGCAUACAUAUGUGCCUGUGUGUGUGCCCACCCAUGAGUGCGUGGUGGUGUAGCUCUGUCUGCAUGUGCCCACCUCUGUGUGUGAAGGGGUGUGUGUGUGUGUUGUCUGUCUGUAUGUGUGCCUGCCUGUGUGUGCGCACACAUGCCUUUGUGCCUGUGUGGCGAUGUGUGCCUGUGCAUGCAUGUGUGUUCAUGUACCUGCUUGCUUGUGGAGGUGUGUGUACACUUGCCUCUGUGUGUUUUGUGUGCAUAUGUCUGUGUGUGGAUGUGUGCAUGCACACACACGCUUGCCUGUGUGCAUGCAUAUGCAUGCCUGGUUGUAUGUGUGCACUCAUGUGUGGAUGGGCAGGUCUCUGCAUAUAUGACUGUGUGUGAGUGCAUGCGCAUACGAGUCCAUACACAUCAGAGCACGUCUCCUGGGACCUGCCGAGCCCGACGGUCCGGGGCCUGCUGCCCUGACCCUUGCCGGCCAAGCCCGCCUGCCCCCAGGCCCGUGGUGUGCGCUGACCCGCGGGGGCCGCGGGGCCGGGUUCCGAGCGCCGCGGCUUUAAGCGGGACCCCGGGCGGCUGCGCGGCCGAGCGGACACCGCCAUGGAGCUCACGCCCUCCCCGUCCGUGGGCACCCAGAUGCACACGCUGCAGGACGAGUUCAGCUCCCUGCAGGAGGCCAAGGCCUCGGAGCUGGAGGAGGUGGAGCAGGAGCUGCAGGAGGCGCAGGAGGAGCUGCGGGGGCUGCGGCAGGCGACGGAGGAGGCGGCCGCCCUGCACGCCAACGAGGUGGCCACGCUGCAGGAGCAGCUGUGCCGCCUGCGAGCCGAGCUGCACCGCGCCCACGUGCUGCGCGACGACUACGAGCUGGAGCUGGCCAGCCUGCGGGCCGAGAUCCGCAUGAAGGGAGGGCCCCGCGCCGAUGCCAUGGCCCCCCGGGAGGUGGCUGCGCUCCAAGAGGAGCUGCAGGCACUGCGGGGGCAGUACCGGGACCUGCUGGAGGAGUAUCAGACCCUGCAGGAGAGCAACAAGGUCAUGGUGCACCAGCUCGAGAAACUGGAGGCUCAGGAGUACAGGGCUGAUCCCACCCCGGGCUCCCGCCCCAGGGCCAGGACCAAAUCGGAGGAGUCCACCAAGCUGCUGGAUGUGAACGGGCCCCCGCGGCGGUCCCGCUCUCCCCGGCGCGCCAGCCCCCGCCCGUCCAGCAGCAUCUCCUUCAGGCCCGCAGCAGAGCGGGCGGCCGACGGCUCCAGGUCCCAGAGCCGGGAUGGCAACGAGGCCGAGGUCACCCUGCGCUUCCAGCUGCAGAGCGAGGAGGAGAAGGUGCAUCUGGCCCAGAGCAAGUGCGACGACAUGCAGGGGGAGCUGCGCGAGCUGCAGCGGCUGUACCAAGCCAGUCGGCAGGAGCGGGAGCAGCUGAUGGAGGAGCUGCGCCUGUGCCGCGAAGAGAUCCAGCGCCUCAACGGCACCGUGCCCUGCGGCGGGCGGGUCCCGGCCGGCGGGCUGAAGCCCAUCCUCCUCUUCGCCGUGGCGGCUGCCGCCUUGUUCCUGGUCCCCUGCUUCAAGAAGGCCUGCACCUGCUCCCUGCCCGCCUAGGUGCCCGUGUCCGUGGGCACCCCCACCCUAUCCCUCCCCGCUCCCCCCACCCCCGCAACGACGACAGCCGGAGACCUGUGUUCCAGCCGCCCCCCGGCACGGCCCAGUCACUGCCCCCGGUGAGUCCAGCCAUGCCAGCUCCCCCCCAUGCCAGCCCCCAACCUUGGGCACUGGCCCAAGGACAUCUCCAGUACUUGGCAGGGGCAGGGGGUCACCCCCCUCCCUCUCCCAGGACCCCACCCAGGGCCCCAGUCUUGCCCCCCACCAUCCCCACCCCUCACCCAGCUGGGGGGGGCAACAGAGCAAUACACACGGGUCCACCCCCAGCCCCACCUGGCAUGGCGCUGCCCCGCACGUGGCUCCCUUCCCCGCCGGACCCGCUGCAAUAACUACACUUCCGCCAAAGAGAGCUGCAGCCACAGGGUGGGGGGUUUGGAGACCCUCGAGAUAAGGGUUAGCUUCGGGGAGUCCUGGGGGGGAGGGACCAGCCCCUUCCUGUGCUUGUUUAUUUAUUCGCUCCCUGGGGGUACGGGAGAGCUGCCGGUGGCACCCAUGGGCAUGUGCCCGUGUCACCAAGUGCCACGAGGGCCUAUCCUUCGCCAUCCUCCCGCAACCCCGUGGCCCUCAGCUCUGAGCCGGCCAUGAGAGCACGCGCAGGCGGGCAUCCAAGACCCUGCGCCCAGCCUGCCCUCGCCCGCUGCUCCCCCACCUCCUCCUCCCCGCCCAGGGGUGCCAGCCUGCUCCUUCUCCUGGUUCUCCAUUGUCACUCAGUAAAGGAACUUUCUCAGCA